GGCUACGGCACCCCCCACACGAGGGCUCCCCCAUCUCCCCCCGACAUCAGUCCGUCCCGCUUCCAGCUGCCGCAGCCGCGCCUUCACCACCUCGGCCUCCAGCCGCCCCCUGCUCCGGUCCGGCAUGGCGACCCCGACCCAGGCCCCCACAAAGGUUCCUCAGGAACCUGACCCAUUUUACUAUGACUAUGACACGGUGCAGACUGUGGGCAUGACUCUGGCCACCAUAUUGUUCCUGCUAGGCAUCCUCAUCAUUAUCAGCAAGAAGGUGAAGUGCAGGAAGGCGGACUCCAGGUCUGAGAGCCCAACAUGCAAAUCCUGUAAGUCGGAGCUUCCUUCCUCAGCCCCUGGAGGUGGCGGUGUGUAAAACCAGCCCUGGGCACCUCCACUGCCGUUUCUGCCUGAGUGCGGAAGCCUGAGGACCGGGUGGAGGCGGCGGGGACCCCAGCCUUGCGCCGGGGAGCGCUCCCCCGAAUGAGCCGCCCCACCCACCCGAGGCUGGAGCCGCUGCACCCCGCUGCCCCUCCCCAGGUCUUGGCAAUGACGAUCCCCCAAAGAGCCCGUCUGCAUCCCAGAUCCAGGGACUCAGGCCUCCAGCUCCUGGGGUCCGGGAGUCCAGCCGCAGCCCCCCAGAAUCCCCAUGUACUGCUCCCCUGCACCUCCUCGUCUCCCCUCCGAAGAUCCGAUCCGUUUCCCUGCACCCUCGGUGUCUAUGUCUUGAGCUUAAUAAAUGUGCAUUUGGGUUUUUCCCCCGUUC
Messenger RNA from Lynx canadensis (Canada lynx), 757 nucleotides. RefSeq names its product FXYD domain containing ion transport regulator 7 (gene FXYD7). Gene Ontology annotation, biological process: regulation of sodium ion transmembrane transporter activity. Gene Ontology annotation, cellular component: membrane. The record is from RefSeq and is a predicted model, not a curated record. The transcript has 6 exons. The coding region runs from base 125 to 367 and encodes 80 amino acids. Lineage: Eukaryota; Metazoa; Chordata; Mammalia; Carnivora; Felidae. Gene Ontology annotation, molecular function: sodium channel regulator activity.